AUGUCGGUCAUGGGGGAAAGAAACGAAACGGCCGUGUCUGAGUUCAUCCUCCUGGGAUUUUCCAGCCUUAGUGGGAAACUGAAAAUUUUCCUCUUCUUGGUUCUUCUCUUCAUCUACAUCAUCACAGUAAUGGGGAACACGCUCAUCAUUUUCCUAGUGUGGAUGGACCAGCGGCUCCAUUCCCCUAUGUACUUUUUCAUCGGCAAUUUGUCCUUCUUGGAAAUCUGGUUCACCUCAGUCACAAGCCUCAAACUGAUGCUGAGCUUCCUGUCAGUGCGUACAACCAUUUCAUUCUGCGGCUGCAUGGCCCAGUCCUUCUUCUAUUUUGCCUUAGGUGCCACAGAGCUAGCCUUCCUCGUGGUCAUGUCCUUUGAUCGCUAUGUGGCUAUCUGCCACCCUUUGCAGUACACCAGUGUCAUGAAACAGAGACUCUGCAUCCAAUUGGUCCUUGCUACAUGGGUGGGAGGCUUCAUGGUUAUGAGUUUACGGAUGCUCCUGAUUUCAAAGCUGAGAUUCUGUGGGCCGAACGUGAUCAACCAUUUCUUCUGUGACAACACGCCCCUCUUCCAGCUCUCCUGCACCGACACCCGUGGGAUUAGAAGGGUGGAUUCCAUUUUGAUCUCAGCCUUAGUGCUUGGCUCAUUAUGCCUAACGAUGCUGUCAUACAUGAACAUCUUAUUUGCUGUUCUGCGCAUGCCAAUGGCCCCCAGCAGGCAGAAAGCGUUUGCGACCUGCGGCUCCCAUCUCACGUCUUUGGCAAUUGCUUAUGGAAGCUGCAUUGUUCUGUAUGCUCGGCCUUCUGGAAAUUCCUCUUUGGAGGUCAACAAAGGGGUGGCUGUGCUGAACACCGUGGUGUACCCUUUCCUCAACCCUUUCAUCUACAGCCUGCGGAACAGGGCUGUGAAGCUUGCCCUGAGAGAAACCAUUAGGUUGGGUACUGCAAAGUGGUUUCCCAUUUUUUGCCAGCCUUCCAAGUAGAAACACGAAAAGCAGUGGGAAGAUA
Messenger RNA from Pelodiscus sinensis (Chinese soft-shelled turtle), 1003 nucleotides. Its product is annotated as olfactory receptor 6M1-like. Gene Ontology annotation, biological process: G protein-coupled receptor signaling pathway. Lineage: Eukaryota; Metazoa; Chordata; Testudines; Trionychidae. Gene Ontology annotation, cellular component: membrane. The record is from RefSeq and is a predicted model, not a curated record. Gene Ontology annotation, molecular function: olfactory receptor activity; G protein-coupled receptor activity.